This is a messenger RNA of Acomys russatus (golden spiny mouse), 5971 nucleotides long. It is a transcript of the gene Itsn2, whose product is annotated as intersectin 2. The record is from RefSeq and is a predicted model, not a curated record. Lineage: Eukaryota; Metazoa; Chordata; Mammalia; Rodentia; Muridae. The transcript is spliced from 40 exons. Gene Ontology annotation, biological process: positive regulation of Rho protein signal transduction. Gene Ontology annotation, molecular function: protein binding; guanyl-nucleotide exchange factor activity; calcium ion binding.
CGGCAGGGUCUUCCCCGCGCCUGGCCGUGCCCGCGCGCGGGCGGCAGCGGAGGAGCGCGCGGGGUCGCGCCGUGACGUGCGCGUGGCGCCAGAUGGCUGAGAGCUGCAAGAAAAAUUCAGGACCAUGAUGGCUCAGUUCCCCACAGCUAUGAAUGGAGGGCCAAAUAUGUGGGCUAUUACAUCUGAAGAACGCACUAAGCAUGACAAACAGUUUGAUAACCUCAAGCCUUCAGGAGGUUACAUAACAGGUGAUCAAGCCCGUACAUUUUUCUUACAAUCAGGUCUGCCGGCCCCAGUUCUAGCUGAAAUAUGGGCCUUGUCAGACCUGAACAAGGACGGGAAGAUGGACCAGCAAGAGUUCUCCAUAGCUAUGAAACUCAUAAAGCUAAAGCUUCAAGGCCAGCAGCUGCCUGUAGUUCUCCCUCCUGUCAUGAAACAACCCCCUAUGUUCUCUCCACUAAUCUCUGCUCGUUUUGGGAUGGGAAGCAUGCCCAACCUGUCCAUUCAUCAGCCAUUGCCUCCAGUUGCACCGAUAACAACACCCUUGUCUUCUGCAACUUCAGGGACCAGUAUUCCUCCCCUCAUGAUGCCUGCUCCCCUAGUGCCUUCUGUUAGUACAUCCUCACUACCAAAUGGAACCGCCAGUCUCAUUCAGCCUUUAUCCAUUCCUUACUCUUCUUCAACAUUGCCUCAUGCAUCAUCUUACAGUCUGAUGAUGGGAGGAUUUGGUGGUGCUAGUAUCCAGAAGGCCCAGUCUCUGAUUGAUCUAGGAUCUAGUAGCUCAACUUCCUCAACUGCUUCCCUCUCAGGGAACUCGCCCAAGACUGGGACCUCAGAGUGGGCAGUUCCACAGCCUUCAAGGUUAAAGUAUCGGCAAAAGUUCAACAGCCUAGACAAAAGCAUGAGUGGAUACCUCUCAGGUUUUCAAGCUAGAAAUGCCCUUCUUCAGUCGAAUCUUUCUCAAACUCAGCUAGCUACUAUUUGGACUCUGGCUGACAUUGAUGGUGAUGGACAGUUGAAAGCUGAAGAGUUCAUCCUGGCGAUGCACCUCACUGACAUGGCCAAAGCUGGACAGCCACUCCCACUGACCUUACCUCCCGAGCUCGUCCCUCCAUCUUUCAGAGGAGGCAAGCAAAUUGAUUCCAUUAAUGGAACUCUGCCUUCAUAUCAGAAAACACAAGAAGAAGAACCUCAGAAGAAAUUGCCAGUUACUUUUGAGGACAAACGGAAAGCCAACUAUGAACGAGGAAACAUGGAACUGGAGAAGCGGCGCCAAGCCCUGAUGGAGCAGCAGCAGAGGGAGGCCGAGCGUAAAGCCCAGAAAGAAAAGGAAGAGUGGGAGCGGAAACAGAGGGAAUUACAGGAACAAGAAUGGAAGAAGCAACUGGAACUGGAAAAGCGCUUGGAGAAACAGAGAGAACUGGAGAGACAGCGGGAGGAAGAGCGGAGAAAAGAGAUAGAAAGACGAGAGGCAGCAAAACAGGAGCUUGAACGACAGCGUCGGUUAGAAUGGGAAAGAAUCCGUCGACAGGAGCUUCUCAAUCAGAAGAAUAGAGAGCAAGAAGAAAUCGUCAGGCUGACCUCUAAAAGGAAGAGUCUCCAUCUUGAGCUGGAAGCAGUGAAUGGAAAACAUCAGCAGAUCUCAGGCAGACUUCAAGAUGUCCGAAUCAGAAAACAAACACAAAAGACUGAGCUAGAAGUUUUGGACAAACAGUGUGACCUGGAGAUUAUGGAAAUCAAACAACUCCAACAGGAACUUCAGGAAUAUCAAAAUAAGCUUAUCUAUCUCGUACCUGAAAAGCAACUAUUAAAUGAAAGAAUUAAAAACAUGCAGCUCAAUAACACACCUGAUUCAGGGAUCAGUUUACUUCAUAAAAAAUCAUUAGAAAAGGAAGAAUUAUGCCAAAGACUUAAAGAACAAUUAGAUGCUCUUGAAAAAGAAACUGCAUCUAAGCUUUCAGAAAUGGAUUCAUUUAACAAUCAACUGAAGUGUGGGAAUAUGGAUGACUCUGUUCUUCAGUGCCUUUUGUCUCUGCUAAGCUGUCUCAACAACCUCUUCCUCUUACUUAAGGAACUAAGAGAAAGCUAUAAUACACAGCAGUUAGCCCUUGAACAGCUUCAUAGAAUCAAACGUGACAAAUUGAAGGAAAUUGAAAGAAAAAAAUUAGAGCAAAUUCAAAAAAAGAAACUAGAAGAUGAGGCUGCAAGGAAAGCAAAGCAAGGAAAAGAAAACUUGUGGAGAGAAAAUAUUAGAAAGGAAGAAGAAGAAAAACAAAAGCGACUUCAAGAAGAAAAAUCACAGGAGAAAACUCAAGAGGAACGAAAAGCUGAAGCAAAACAAAGUAAGGCUACAGAUGUGUAUACUCAAAAGUAGCAAAUAAUGGGAAUUAUCUUUUCAGGUGCGACAGCUGUGGCUUUGGCGAAUUAUAGAGCAUUGUAUCCCUUUGAAGCAAGGAACCAUGAUGAGAUGAGUUUUAAUUCUGGGGAUGUAAUUCAGGUUGAUGAAAAAACUGUAGGAGAGCCUGGUUGGCUUUAUGGUAGCUUUCAGGGAAAGUUUGGCUGGUUUCCGUGCAACUAUGUAGAGAAAAUGCCGUCAAGUGAAAAAGCUCCGUCUCCUAAGAAGGCCUUACUUCCUCCUACAGUGUCUCUCUCUGCUACCUCAACUUCUUCCCAACCACUUUGUUCAAAUCAACCAGCAUCAGUGACGGAUUAUCAAAAUGUAUCUUUCUCAAACCUUACUGUUAACACUUCGUGGCAGCAAAAGUCAGCUUUUACUCGUACUGUGUCCCCUGGAUCUGUGUCCCCCAUUCAUGGACAGGGGCAGGCUGUAGAGAACCUGAAAGCUCAGGCCCUUUGUUCCUGGACGGCAAAGAAAGAGAAUCACUUGAACUUCUCAAAGCACGAUGUCAUCACUGUCCUGGAGCAGCAAGAAAACUGGUGGUUUGGGGAGGUGCAUGGAGGAAGAGGAUGGUUCCCCAAAUCCUACGUCAAGAUCAUUCCUGGGAGUGAAGUCAAGCGAGGAGAACCAGAAGCUUUGUAUGCAGCUGUAAAUAAGAAACCUACCUCCUCAGCCUACCCAGUUGGAGAAGAGUAUAUUGCACUUUAUCCAUACUCAAGUGUAGAGCCUGGAGAUUUGACUUUCACUGAAGGUGAAGAAAUACUGGUGACCCAAAAGGAUGGAGAGUGGUGGACAGGAAGUAUUGGAGAUCGAACUGGAAUCUUCCCAUCCAACUAUGUCAAACCAAAAGAUCAAGAGAAUUUUGGGAAUGCUAGCAAAUCUGGAACAUUAAACAAAAAACCUGAGAUCGCUCAAGUAACUUCGGCAUAUGCUGCUUCCGGUGCUGAGCAGCUCAGCCUUGCACCAGGGCAGCUAAUAUUAAUCUUAAAGAAAAACACAAGUGGGUGGUGGCAAGGAGAGCUACAGGCCAGAGGGAAGAAACGACAGAAAGGAUGGUUUCCUGCCAGCCAUGUCAAGCUACUGGGUCCAAGUAGUGAGAGAACCACGCCUGCCUUUCAUGCUGUCUGUCAAGUGAUCGCUAUGUAUGACUAUAUAGCGAAUAAUGAAGAUGAGCUCAAUUUCUCCAAGGGACAGCUUAUUAAUGUUAUGAACAAAGAUGACCCUGACUGGUGGCAAGGAGAAAUCAAUGGGGUGACCGGUCUCUUUCCUUCAAACUAUGUUAAGAUGACAACAGACUCAGAUCCAAGUCAACAGUGGUGUGCUGAUCUCCAAGCCCUGGACACAAUGCAGCCUGCGGAGAGGAAGAGACAGGGCUACAUCCACGAGCUGAUUCAGACAGAAGAGCGCUACAUGGACGAUCUGCAGCUGGUCAUCGAGGUUUUCCAGAAGCGGAUGGCAGAGUCGGGCUUCCUCACUGAAGCGGAAAUGGGCUUGAUCUUUGUGAACUGGAAAGAGCUCAUCAUGUCCAACACAAAGCUGUUGAAGGCCUUGCGGGUGCGGAAGAAGACCGGGGGUGAGAAGAUGCCAGUUCAGAUGAUCGGGGACAUCCUGGCAGCUGAGCUGUCCCACAUGCAGGCCUACAUCCGGUUCUGUAGCUGUCAGCUUAAUGGGGCAACCCUGUUACAGCAGAAGACAGAUGAGGACGUGGACUUCAAGGAGUUUUUAAAGAAGUUGGCCUCAGAUCCACGGUGCAAGGGCAUGCCCUUGUCCAGCUUCCUGCUGAAGCCUAUGCAGAGGAUCACUCGCUACCCUCUGCUCAUCAGAAGUAUCCUGGAGAACACUCCGCAGAGUCACGUUGACCACUCCUCCCUGAAACUGGCUCUUGAGCGAGCCGAGGAGCUGUGCUCUCAGGUGAACGAGGGCGUCCGGGAGAAGGAGAAUUCCGACCGGCUGGAGUGGAUCCAGACGCACGUGCAGUGCGAGGGCUUGGCAGAGCAACUUAUUUUCAACUCCCUCACCAACUGCCUGGGCCCCCGGAAGCUCCUGCACAGCGGGAAGUUAUAUAAGACCAAAAGCAAUAAGGAGCUGCUCGGGUUCCUCUUCAACGACUUCCUGCUGCUCACGUGCAUGGUCAGGCAGUUCGCAGCUUCCUCCUCCGCCUCUGAGAAGCUCUUCAGCUCCAAAUCCAGUGCUCAGUUCAAAAUGUAUAAAACGCCCAUUUUCCUGAAUGAAGUGUUGGUGAAACUUCCCACAGACCCUUCCAGCGAUGAGCCUGUCUUCCACAUUUCCCACAUCGAUCGGGUGUACACCCUCCGAACAGACAACAUUAACGAGAGGACGGCUUGGGUCCAGAAGAUCAAGGCUGCCUCGGAGCAGUACAUCGACACUGAGAAGAAGAAACGGGAAAAGGCUUAUCAAGCCCGUUCUCAGAAGACUUCAGGUAUCGGGCGUCUGAUGGUGCAUGUCAUCGAAGCUACAGAACUAAAAGCCUGCAAACCAAAUGGAAAGAGUAAUCCGUACUGUGAAGUCAGCAUGGGCUCCCAGAGCUACACCACCAGGACCCUCCAAGACACACUGAAUCCCAAGUGGAACUUCAACUGCCAGUUCUUCAUCAAGGAUCUUUACCAGGACGUCCUGUGUCUCACCAUGUUUGACAGGGACCAGUUUUCUCCAGACGACUUCCUGGGUCGUACUGAAGUUCCAGUGGCAAAAAUUCGAACAGAACAGGAGAGCAAAGGCCCCACGACUCGCCGACUACUGCUGCAUGAAGUCCCCACUGGAGAAGUCUGGGUCCGCUUUGACCUGCAACUUUUUGAACAAAAACCUCUCCUUUGAGGGCCAGGAAGCCAGCACCAGGGGAGCUGCCUGCAAGGCUGUGUCUAAAGACUGAGAAACUGUGCUCUCCUGGGCCGGGAGCAUCACAUGGCUUCAUCCAUCACAAAGCCACACAUGCUGGGCCUCUGUUGUAUUGCACACUAAGUUGCUAGCAGUCUAUGCAAAAUGAUCUUUUAAACAAAUGCCACAGCACAGUGCCUUGUACUAGUGCUAACAUGUUCAGCUGUGUUAGAUGCCAGGGUUUCCAUUUUCAGGGCUAUAAAAGUAUUAUGUGGAAAUGCGGCAUCAGACCACCACAUGUUACCACUCGGCAAAUGUGUCCUCUGUGGAGUUGGUGAUGUUGGAGCCAUUCCACACCAUGUGACCUCUGCUGGGUCACAGCACUCAGGAGGUGAAGGGCUGGGGUGAAGUGCUGCAGCCUUGGGGCUUGUGCAGCCUGAUACUUAAAUAGCAUCCACUUCUGCACUGAAUAAACAGAAACUUGAUCGUUUUAUUGAUUAGAUUUUAUCAUUCUCUGCUAAGACAAUAUAGUUUGAAAUAUAAGGAGGAAAGCUUGAUGUACUUUAAAUAUACUGUGAACUCUAAUAAUGUGGGAAUAUUUUUCAACUUUAAUUUUCUGAAGUAUAAAUUAUUUAUGUAAAUCCCUUGUUUUGCAUAUUUCAUAGAACAUACAUCUCUAAGCUUUAUCAUUGCCAACAUGUACAUAAAGAGAAUAAAGGUAUAAGUUUAUGACUGUAA